AUGCGCACCUCGCGCUUCGCUCUCUCCGGAGCCUUGAGCGCUCCAACAGCUCCCGUGAGGCCUGUCAAGGCGUUCGCCGACCUGCCAAUUGCACAAUGGUCCGCCACGCCGUUUGUCGCUCGCCGAAAUCUCUCGUCCACGCCUUCUCCCUUCUUUCGCCAGGCAUCCCUUGUUCCGACAUCGUCGCCCGUAUGCCAACGAGCUGCUGCCCUCGUCAAACCGGUCAAUAAUGGAUUUUCGACGCCUGUGCGGGUCUUCGCUACCUCGCGAAUCCUUGCCGAGGCUCGCCAAUCAUACCAAGAUGAGAUGAAGAGCAAAGGCGUCGUGAACAAGGAAGAAGUGGACGAGGAUGAACGGGAGUUUACAAAGUCCGAAAAAGCUUCUCAAGCGGCUCAGGUCAAUCUCAGCGCCAAGCUGAGCAAGGAUGGUUCCGGCAAAGGCAGGGCCGGUGGCAUGAAAGAAAUCGUCAGGCUCAUCAGAAUUGCCAAGCCGGAAGCAAAGUCGCUGGGCCUCGCUUUCAUGUUUCUUCUAGUCUCGUCCACGGUUUCCAUGUCCAUUCCGUUCUCUAUUGGCAAGAUCAUCGAUAUUGCUACCAACGAGAAUAGCAAAGCUCUUCCCUUUGACCUUGACAUCACGACCUUUUACACAGCGCUCGCUGGUGUCCUCGUGCUCGGAGCCGGUGCCAACUACGGACGUAUCAUAAUUCUCCGUAUCGUUGGUGAGAGAAUCGUCGCGCGGUUGAGGUCUCAGCUGUAUCGCAAAAUUUUCAUCCAGAAUGCCGAAUUCUUCGACGCAAACCGUGUGGGAGAUCUCAUUUCUCGUCUAGGCUCUGACAGCAUCAUCGUCGGCAAGAGUAUCACGCAGAACCUCUCAGAUGGUCUCAGGUCUCUUGUAAGCGGAGCUGCCGGUCUUGGCAUGAUGGGAUGGGUUUCGCUGAAACUUACCGCUGUUCUCGGUGUCAUGUUCCCUCCGGUUGCUGUCGCUGCAUUCCUCUUUGGUAGGUAUAUGCGCAACAUCAGCAGAAAGAUUCAACGGAACCUUGGAACCCUCACCAAGAUCGCUGAGGAAAGGCUGGGAAAUGUCCGUACUUCUCAAGCUUUUGCUGGUGAGAUCCAGGAAGUGGGACGCUACAACCGCCAGGUCAAGAGAAUAUUUGAACUCGGCAAGAGAGAAGCAUUGGUCGCAGCUACGUUCUUCGGAAGCACCGGAUUGAUGGGCAAUGUCACGAUUCUGGCUGUGCUCUAUGUUGGUGGUGGCAUGGUCAAAUCCGGCUCCAUCAGUAUUGGAGAGCUUUCUUCUUUCCUCAUGUACACGGCAUAUGCUGGUUCCAGCAUGUUUGGUCUCUCUGGCUUCUACUCCGAGUUGAUGAAGGGUGUCGGCGCUGCCAGUCGACUUUUCGAACUGCAGGAUCGCGAUCCGGCCAUCCCACCAACCGUUGGCCAGCCGGUUAAGUCGGCACGUGGGCCGAUCAGGUUCGAGAAUGUGUCCUUCAGCUACCCUACAAGACCCGCUGUUACUAUUUUCCAAGACCUCAACUUUGAGAUUCCAGAGGGUACCAACGUUGCCAUCGUCGCUCCAAGCGGUGCUGGAAAGUCUACUGUCGCCAGUCUCCUGCUUCGAUUCUACACGCCUAACACCGGCAGAAUCACGAUUAAUGGUAAGGAUAUCAUCGAUAUGAAUGCCAAGCAGCUUCGCCGCAAGAUUGGUUUCGUUGGGCAAGAGCCCGUCCUGUUCUCCGGGACCAUUGCGGAGAACAUUGCAUACGGCAAGCCUCAUGCGACGCGCGCCGAGAUCGUUGCGGCGGCGAGAAAGGCCAACUGUCAAUUCAUUAGCGAUUUCCCCGACGGUCUUGAAACCCACGUUGGCGCACGGGGUACGCAGCUCUCCGGCGGUCAGAAACAGCGCAUCGCCAUCGCACGCGCCCUUCUCAAGCAGCCCGACAUUCUGAUUCUGGACGAAGCCACCAGUGCCCUGGAUGCCGAGUCGGAAACGCUCGUCAACCAAGCUCUCGGCGCUUUGCUCAGAGGUAACAACACUACCAUCAGCAUCGCUCAUCGUCUGUCUACGAUCAAGCGAUCGGACCGCAUCAUCUGUCUCAGCACGGAUGGCCGUGUCGCGGAAGAGGGCACAUAUGCCGAGCUCUCGACCCGUCCCGACGGGGCCUUCUCCAAGCUCAUGGAGUGGCAAAUGAGUGGCGGUGAAUCAAUGUCAGCGACAAGACGCGACAACCACGUCACGGAGACGGAGGAAAUCGAGGCAGAGCUCGAAUCAGACAGCGAAGGCGAAGAGGUUAUCGACGAUGAGGUCGCCAAGACGCGAAAGGAAAAUGUCACGUCAGGCGAGGUGGUGAUGGAACGGACCAAGACGCACGAUCGGUGA
Messenger RNA from Lasiodiplodia theobromae, 2379 nucleotides. RefSeq names its product ABC transporter. Gene Ontology annotation, molecular function: ATP binding; ABC-type oligopeptide transporter activity; ATP hydrolysis activity. Gene Ontology annotation, cellular component: membrane. The record is from RefSeq and is a predicted model, not a curated record. Lineage: Eukaryota; Fungi; Ascomycota; Dothideomycetes; Botryosphaeriales; Botryosphaeriaceae. Gene Ontology annotation, biological process: transmembrane transport. The coding region runs from base 1 to 2379 and encodes 792 amino acids. The transcript is spliced from 2 exons.